GCUCUGCGGUGUCCGCUUCACUACAGUGAAAGCGUACGAUGACCCUGUCUUGCGGGAAGAGAUCGCAGUCCUACUGGCGAAGACCGCGAUAAAGCCGGUCCCUCCAGCCGAUAUGAGGACGGGGUUUUACAGCCCCUACUUCAUUGUACCCAAGAAAGGCGGUGGGUUACGACCGAUCUUGGAUCUGCGAGUUUUGAAUCGGGCCCUCCAUCGGCUACCGUUCAAAAUGUUGACACAGAAACGCAUUUUCAGGUGCGUCCGUCCCCAAGUUUGGUUUGCAGCGAUCGACCUGAAGGACGUGUACUUUCAUGUGUCCAUCCUUCCGCGCCACAGACCUUUUCUGCGGUUUGCGUUCGAAGGACUGGCAUAUCAGUACAAGGUCCUGCCCUGCGGGCUGUCCCGGUCUCCCCGUGUCUUCACGAAAGUCACGGAGGCAGCUCUCAUUCCUCUCAGAGAGCAGGGUGUUUGCAUUCUCAACUACUUAGACGAUUGGCUGAUACUAGCACAGUCUCGAGAUCAGUUGUGUCAGCUGGGAAAAGAGCAAACUCUCGCCGUUGCAGAGGAUCUCUUUUCUCGGUAUGGAGUUGGAUUCGGUCGAACAGACAGCACGCCUCACAGAGGAACGUGCGCGGUUGGUGCUAGCCUGCUUGAAUACGUUCAAGAGCAGGACAGCGGUCCCACUGAAACUCUUUCAGAGGCUCCUGGGGCAUAUGGUGGCCACAGCGGCACUUACACCGCUCGGCCUAUUACAUAUGAGACCGCUCCAGCACUGACUUUAUGGCCGAGUCCCGAGGUGGGCGUGGAAGCGCGGCACUCACCGGGUCCAAGUUACACCGGCCUGUCGCCAAACCCUCACUCCGUGGUCAGAUCUUGCAUUUGUCUGGGCAGGGGUACCCCUAGAGCAGAUCUCCAGGCAUGCUGUGGUUUACACGGAUGCCUCCACCACUGGCUGGUGGGCCACGUACUACGGGCAUGCAGUCUCAGGGGCUCAAACAUGUAUGGCUUUGUAGAACCAAUUAAGCUGCUAGGAGCAUCCAUUUCGGCUGUAGCGGUGACAGUUGAGUGUGACGACGGCAGCUUUCCCGCGAGUGGGCGUGGUUUCAGCGCAGCCAGCGGACACGCCCGCAGCGUUUGA
Molecule: messenger RNA, 1135 nt
Organism: Carassius carassius (crucian carp)
Lineage: Eukaryota; Metazoa; Chordata; Actinopteri; Cypriniformes; Cyprinidae
Exons: 3
Coding region: 113-1135 (340 amino acids)
Source: RefSeq, a predicted model, not a curated record